Molecule: messenger RNA, 912 nt
Organism: Pelecanus crispus (Dalmatian pelican)
Lineage: Eukaryota; Metazoa; Chordata; Aves; Pelecaniformes; Pelecanidae
Product: lysosomal amino acid transporter 1 homolog
Cellular component (GO): lysosomal membrane
Molecular function (GO): L-lysine transmembrane transporter activity
Source: RefSeq, a predicted model, not a curated record
AUGGCUUCUCAGCUGCAUACACAUGCUUUCAAUAUCUCCCCAAUAGAGAAGAGGAGAUUGUGCAUAAAUGGAACACCAUGGAUUUGGCAUCUCCUAGAAGAAUGUGUCGAGAAUGCGUGGGAGUAUUGGAGCGUUGUCAUAGGACUGAUUUCCAUUGUCUGUUUUCUGUUUGCUGCACUACCUCAAAUUUACGUUGCCUGUCAGAAUGGAAAAGUGGAUCAAGCGCUGUCUUUGGGCUUUCUGCUGUGUUGGAUAGCUGGAGAUCUUACAAAUUUCGUAGGCUGCUAUUUAACAAAUCAACUGCCAAUUCAGAUUGUCACUGCCAUUUUUUAUGUUAACAUGGAUAUAAUUAUGAUUUCACAAUUUGUCUACUACAAGCUCAAGAACCAGAAGAUGACAAAAUGCAGCAAAAGCCUGAAGAAUUUCUGUGUAGCCUGGAUCAUGGUGUGUAUAGCACUGUGUAGUAUUUUGCCCUGUCAGCUGUUACUAAGGAGCCAAGACCAGAGUACAGUAAUUGAAAGGAGUAAUAACUCUCUUGAUAUGAUUGAAAUGUCAGGCUUCAUUUGUGGCUAUAUAUCCUGUGUGUUUUACUUGGGAAGUAGAUUUCCUCAGCUGUAUAAAAAUUUCCGAAGAAGAUCAACAGAAGGCACCUCUUACCUGCUGUUUGCAUUAGCCAUGAUGGGAAACUGCACGUAUGGACUGAGCCUUGUUUUAAAGAUGCCAGCUACUCCAUCCUUCCGGGCCCCCUACUUUUUACACCAUCUUCCAUGGCUUAUUGGGAGCUUUGGAGUUCUGUUUCUAGACAUUUUUGUGACUCUGCAAUUCGUCCUGUACCGGCAGCACAAGGAAAAGCAGCCUGCUUUAGUAGCACUGGAAGUGGAACCAUUGCUGGUGAACGAGGAGACUGCCUAG